This is a messenger RNA of Apus apus (common swift), 4450 nucleotides long. It is a transcript of the gene KDSR, whose product is annotated as 3-ketodihydrosphingosine reductase. The transcript is spliced from 10 exons. Bases 234 to 1232 code for a protein of 332 amino acids. Gene Ontology annotation, cellular component: endoplasmic reticulum membrane. Gene Ontology annotation, molecular function: 3-dehydrosphinganine reductase activity. Gene Ontology annotation, biological process: sphingolipid biosynthetic process. NCBI's taxonomy places the organism in Eukaryota, Metazoa, Chordata, Aves, Apodiformes, Apodidae. The record is from RefSeq and is a predicted model, not a curated record.
CCCUCCCGCCGGUCGCCGCGGCGGAGGCGGGCGCGCCCGGGGACACCUGCCCUGCCGCCUUCCCCUGCCCGCCUUCCCUUCCCGCCCUGCCGCCGUCCCCUGCCGCCCGCCCUCGGCCCCCAUCCCUUCCGCUCGUCCUCUGUGCAGCCGCCGCCGCCGCCGGGCCGGGCCGGGUGGGGCCGGGCCUUGCCCCUCGCUCGCCGCGACCCCGUUCCGCCGGCGCAGCCCGAGCCAUGCUGCUCUUGGCGGCCGCCUUCCUCGUGGCCUUCGUCCUCCUCCUCUACAUGGUGUCGCCGCUCAUCAGCCCCAAGUCGCUCAAGCUGCCCGGCGCGCACGUCGUGGUAACUGGAGGCUCCAGUGGAAUUGGAAAAUGUAUUGCUAUUGAAUGUUAUAAGCAAGGUGCUUUCAUAACACUGAUUGCAAGGGACGAGAACAAGCUGUUGCAGACAAAGAAGGAAAUAGAAAAGUAUUCAGUUAAUGACAAGCAGGUCGUUCUGUGUAUUUCUGUUGAUGUAUCUAAAGACUACGAACAGGUGGAGAAUGUUCUAAAGCAGGCUCAGGAGAAGCUGGGGCCAGUUGACAUGCUUGUAAAUUGUGCAGGAACAUCAGUUACAGGAAAAUUUGAGGAUAUUGAAGUUAAUUCUUUUGAAAGAUUAAUGGCAGUCAAUUAUCUGGGUAGUGUUUACCCCAGUCGAGCAGUAAUCGCUACCAUGAAGGAACGAAGAAUGGGACGGAUUGUGUUUGUAUCAUCUCAGGCUGGGCAAUUAGGCCUGUUUGGUUAUACAGCUUAUUCUCCAACAAAGUUUGCCCUUCGAGGGUUGGCUGAAGCCCUGCAGAUGGAGGUAAAACCUUAUAAUAUCUACAUAACGGUGGCCUAUCCUCCAGAUACUGACACACCUGGCUUUGCAGAAGAAAGUAAAACAAAGCCCUUAGAGACGAAGCUAAUUUCUGAAACGUCAUCUGUUUGCCAAGCAGAACAAGUCGCCAGAGUUAUAGUCAAAGAUGCCAUUCAAGGGAACUUUAACAGCUGGGUUGGAUCAGAUGGUUACAUGCUAUCAAUAUUGACAAGUGGAAUGUCACCAGUCACUUCUAUUACUGAAGGCCUUCAGCAGGUUGUUUGCAUGGGCAUUUUUCGCAUCGUUGGCCUGUUUUACCUAGGAAGCUUUGACAGCAUAGUUCGUCGCUGCAUGAUGCAAAGGGAAAAAUCUGAAAGUGUAGAUAAAACUGAGUAAUCUUUACUUUGAAUUGAAAGAAGAAUUUCAAACGGUCCUGGACAGCUUGCUGCUUAAGUGGGACUCAAGUUUUUUUCCUGAAGGAUUUAGACUGGAAGUACUUGCACAUGUGGCAGAUGAGUCCCUCAAAAGCUAUGAAAGAAAACAAAAGUACAACUCCAGAAAAUGCCAAACUAUGCAAAAGUGUGAAUGAGGAUUAGAUUUGGGGUUUGCUGAUUUGAGUUGGAGAGAAUUUGAGGAAAUUUGAAGUGCUCUGCAGAGUAGAAUGUAAAAAUGGACUAUGUGCAGUAAUUCUGGACAAGUGCUUACGUUUUCUCACUCUAAGGCUUAUGGACAAAAUAAGUACCAUAACUGGGCUGAAGUAGAUUGAAGUCCCCUGAAUAAGUUGGUACCUCUUGCUAAUGUUUGGGACUGUUUUUAAUUUAGAAUGUUAACUUUUCCUUUGGCCCAUCUACAGAUCCUUCCAUCAAUGACAGUUUUCCUUAUUCUAGCCAACAUGCAACUGUGGAAACCUUAAGAUGGGAGAUACAUUUGUAUGAUCCAAGCUUUCUCAGUCUGGGAGUAAUUAAAAAGUAUGGUUUAAUAUAUGCAUGCUUUCUAAAGGGAGAUGAAGAACCCAUUCCCACAGAGAAAUGCUAGGAGAUGUGAUCAGGUCUGUAACUCUUCUGGCCUUUGAAGUAUGUUGUGAACAAAAGAAAUAUCAAGCUAGUAUCAACUGUGUUGAUGAUGACUUUCACCACUUUAAGCCAUUGAAAUAAUCUACAAUUUUUGCAGGUACUUACUUUUCCUUAUCUGCCAGUUUUUGCUCUAGAAAGGAAAGUAGCUUAAUGCUACUUUUAUGCACAUUAUUUUUCAAAGCUGCAAAUGAUGAGCCAAACCAGUAGUUGAUGAUAGAAUCAAUUGUAAUUAAAAUGUUGGGCUCUUCCAGUAGUAGGAAUGUAGCUUUUGGGGCGGAGAGGUCGAGAGGGGGAGAGAUGUGUGUCAGAAUGACAUUCCAUGCUUAAUUUUAUCGCUACACGGAAAAACUUUCACAUGCCAAGAAAUUAUUUAAAGUAUUCUCCUUCUAUACCCCACUUCUAAUUUGUUUCAUUUACAUUAUAUGAAGCAAUGCUGCUCAAUAACUACUUCAGGAUAUGCAGAACCCAGUGGUUGUUUCUAAUAAAUCUUAAGUUUGACACUGGAAAAGCUUACUACAUAACAAUGAUAUUUUAAGGGUGCACUAUAUAUACUGUUCAUGUAAUGGACCACUAUAGCAAGUGCCUUGUGAGCUGCUUUAUUUUCAAAAGCUGCAUAUUUUGUAUUUGUUAGCACUGCUGUGUUUGCAAUACCAUAUUUUCCAUUUCAAUCAGUACUCUAAGUCUAAAAUUACUCAUAAAACUGGGCACUAAUGGACUGUUUUUGUUGUAAUAUUCUCUACAUCUAUUUAAGAAGGGGUAUUCAAUUAAACUGAGAUGAACAAUAAUAAGUGUUUAGCUGGAGAACCUUUAAAAAGUAAUUUUAAAGUCUUUUGGUUUUCCCUUUCUGAAUUUGGUUGAUCACGAUUUAAAUUUUCUUCACAUAGGCUGAACUUGCUUUAAUACUUGGUUUGUUUAAAACCUGAUUUACAAACAUACUUUUGGGGUAGGGUCACAUUGGCACUCUCAUUUAAAGUGGUUGGGUUUUCAUUAGAUUGAAAACGAUGAGGCAUUGCUGAAUUCUUCACAAAGCCUAUGUUUUAGGUCCUGUCCCUUGAUGUUGUUUAGGUAUGUGAAGUUGUGCAUGCCUAUAAUAUAUUACUAAUUUUGAGAGUAUAUUCCUGCAUUUUUUAAACAGCUGGGCUUCAGUGCAAAGAAAUCUAGUGUGCAUAUGUGUUUCCUCUGCUGCUUCAAGUAAAUGACAUAAUGGAAAAUUUAUCGUAGAUCCAUUGUCAACGCUGCUCUCUUUCUUAAAGCAACAUAACAUUUCUAUUUGGACCCUACUAUCUAUGUUGAUUUCUGAUACAAAUCAAAGCUUCCUUUGCCCACUUGCAAAAGAUACCAAAAAUGAGUGAAUCAGUUGUGUUGUAGCUUGAAAAAAAAUGCUUAUGUAAAUUACAUCAAUGCAAGCUUGAAGGUCAGGAAUUAAAAUCAGUAAGCCUUCGGAUACAUGAAUUUUUGUAUCUUCAGCUUGGAAUGUUAAGGGGGUUGUGUUUAAGAAACAUAAUCCAAAAGGUUAGAGCAGAUGCAGGACACUACGGCAGCAGGGUCUCUAAAAUAUUUCAGGUUGGACACCUUAGGUCACGAGUCACACUUUCUUGACUGAAGAGUCCUCCCAAUAAUGACUGAUAAAAUUCAGUGCAAGUGUCUGAUGGAGGAGUAAGAAUACUGGGUGAAAGUUACGGCCCUGAUCUAUGGAGUCUUAUGUUUACACCUAAAUUUGCAUAGUAUUGACAGUAAAACUGUAGGUUGAACCCCUCAGCAAUUGUGGAAAUUGGAGCAAGGCAAGUUUUUUGAAGGAACAACUAAAGAACAAUAUUUUAAAAUGUUCUAGCUUCUGCUGUUGCAAGUUAAUGCAGUUAAUUUUAACUGAUAAUUUUGUCAACUGUUUUAUUGUCAAAACAGUAAAUUGUCAACUAGAGCAACCUUUGGUGUAAUUUUUUUCUUAUGCACGUUCCCUGUCUACCAAUGUACUCAUAUUAAGUUCAAAUAUUAAGUGAAGGAGAUGCCUUGUAAUCUUGUGGAAAAAUGUUCAGCAGCCGAAAAACUAUUUUGCCAGUUUAAAUGUUACAAAACCUCUGCAUUGAAAUGUUUUUAGCAGUGUAUUAGAUCCAUGAAGAACUUCAAACAGGCUUUAGUACUUUUUGUCAAACCGUCAAUAAUUUAAUCACUUGUGCCAUAUCAGGUGAUGUCUCUUGUUUUCUUGGUCAAUCUUUGAUUUAAGCUUUGAUAGUCUUUUCCAUUCCAUAUAGUUUCUAAUGACUGUCUGCUUAUAAUAAAUCUGUAUUUAAACUUUACAUAUAGUUUACUUCACCAAGGUGUUCAUGUGCAAUUUAAACAGAUUUAAUAUUUUACUAAGAAAAAUAUAUAGGUAAAUAAACUUUAUUUGCUGUGAAAAACUCUAGGCACUUUUGAAUGGUAAAAAAUAUCUAGCAUUAUUUGUAAAAAGAAACUUUGUGCUUAUUGCUUCAUCAUUUUUUGUGCCAGAACUGUAAACUGGUUUUCAUAUUUUAUAUUUCUCAAAAUAAAUGGAGAAUCAAUAAA